Messenger RNA from Amphimedon queenslandica, 819 nucleotides. Its product is annotated as transmembrane emp24 domain-containing protein eca-like. The record is from RefSeq and is a predicted model, not a curated record. NCBI's taxonomy places the organism in Eukaryota, Metazoa, Porifera, Demospongiae, Haplosclerida, Niphatidae. The transcript has 5 exons. The coding region runs from base 43 to 690 and encodes 215 amino acids.
ACGGAGAAUAACCGGAAACAUUAGGGGUAUUUAGGGCAGACAAUGGAGUCUCUUUUAUGUUUGGUUCUUCUCCUUUGGUUAGGGAAUGUCGGGGAGUCACUGUACUUUCACAUUUCAGAGACCGAGCACAAGUGUUUUAUAGAAGAGGUGCCGGGAGAAACCAUGAUUGUUGGAAAGUACAAAAUUCAACUAUUUGAUGCGAACAGACAAGAAUGGCUGCCGACAAGUCCAGGGAUAGGGAUGCAUGUUGACGUUAAGAACCCUGGUGGUAAAGUCGUUCUCUCUAGAUUAUACUCCAACGAAGGUCGAUUCACUUUCACCACGACCGACUCUGGGGAACAUACCAUUUGCAUAAGCACCAACAGCACUCGCUGGUUCGGCGGACAGAGCCUGAGAGUGCACCUUACCAUUAAUGUUGGUGACCAUGCAGUGGAUUAUGCCCAAGUCGCUGCCAAAGAGAAGUUGACCGAGUUACAAUUGCGCAUAAGACAACUCCUUGAUCAGGUUGAGCAGAUCAGUAAAGAGCAAGCUUAUCAGAGGGUACGCGAGGAACACUUUAGGGAGAUCAGUGACAGUACUAACGCACGGGUGCUGUGGUGGUCAUUUGGUCAGAGUAUCGUACUAAUUGUCAUGGGACUUUGGCAAAUGAGACAUCUUAAAGGAUUCUUCGAGGCAAAGAAACUCGUGUAAUAGAAAUAAUAAUAAUAAUAAUUAGUAAUAAUAAUAAUAAAACUAUAAAUAAAACUAAGCUGUACGAAGAAGUUGUUUCACACAUUAUUUCUUUCAUUUCUUUUAUAAUAAUAAUAAUAAUAAUAAUAA